AUGUCUUCGCCUAAAAAUCCUAUCUCCGCAGCCUACUAUCCCGAGCUUGCAAAGAUUAUCAACAAUGAUCCUACAGCUAUUGAGCGUCUAGAGCUCGAAUGUGGCAUGUGCCAGGACAAGAUGAGUAACCCAGAGGACAAGACUUGCAAUGCUAUCAUUUUCCCCCGCGGUCAUAUGUUCUGUCCCCCUUGUGUCAAAGAGUAUAGAACACACACCCUUUCCAAUGAUAUCCCUUACAGAUGUCCUGUUUGUCGCACUGAUCUCAAAGGCAAGAUCUGUGGGUGUCCGGGCGACAAAGAUACCUUAUUCGAGCCCACUCAACAUCAAAAUGAGAGCCUUUUGGCUAGGCUGAAGGAGGAAAUCUCCAACCCCGAAGGCCCUUGCGUCUCGUGUCAAAUGACUACAUUGGUCUGUAACUUGCGACGCAUCGCACUCUACGUACAUGAUCCCGCACAGUUGAUCAAAGACGGACAUAUGUUGCGAGUUACGGCUCAGAAACGCGAUGACAAGGGAGUUCAAGCAGAAUCUGACAACGCAGAAGUGGUCAGACAGUUGCCAAUAUCGGCAGAGCUUAUGGAACUGUUCAACCUUGCGGGAAGCAGCCUCGACGCGGUAUGGAACGGGCCUCUUGAUCCAGAGGAGGAAUCCUCCCUGUUUGACUUUGAACUGGCUCUUUGCAAGCGAUAUCCUGAGGAACAUAAGGACUGGCCGCAUCGAAGAGGACAGAUGGACUUUGUCGAAAGGGUGGGGUGGCGCCGACCAGACAGUACCGAAAGUAGUAGACUUUUCGAAGCUUUCAAGGGUGCAAUCGAGCUAGGUGAGGCGUUCAUCAGUGAUGGGGAUUACAAGGAGCAUCAGAGACGUAUGAGAAACCUGGAACAUCUGGAGGUUAUCUUUUCCGAGACUCUAGAGCUGGAGGAGGCGGAGAUGCGGGCCACCGGGAUGAACUAG
This is a messenger RNA of Fusarium fujikuroi IMI 58289, 951 nucleotides long. RefSeq lists its product as uncharacterized. The coding region runs from base 1 to 951 and encodes 316 amino acids. The transcript has a single exon. NCBI's taxonomy places the organism in Eukaryota, Fungi, Ascomycota, Sordariomycetes, Hypocreales, Nectriaceae. The record is from RefSeq and is a predicted model, not a curated record.